Messenger RNA from Mytilus californianus (California mussel), 1468 nucleotides. Its product is annotated as epidermal differentiation-specific protein-like. The transcript has 9 exons. Lineage: Eukaryota; Metazoa; Mollusca; Bivalvia; Mytilida; Mytilidae. The record is from RefSeq and is a predicted model, not a curated record. The coding region runs from base 47 to 1156 and encodes 369 amino acids.
AGUAGACGAAAAAAAAGCAUUAAUUUCUUUUGAGAGUUUGAAAGUCAUGGCGCCGAAGAUAACUUUGUAUUCGGAUAGACAAUUUGGGGGUACAACUCAAGAAAUGACGGGUUCCUGUUCCGAUAUGCUGAACGUUGGAUAUGACCAAACAGCAGUUGGUGUAACAGUUGAGGAAGGGGUAUGGGUAUUAUUCCAAGAACCUUACUUUAGAGGCAAAAUUUGGGUGGUAAUUCAAGGAGAAAAGAUAGAAUAUCUACGUUGGUUUAACAAAAUGACAAGGUCGAUAAAACUCCUGGAUGACUAUGAUUUUUACGCAGAACCAGAAAUCAAGAUUUUCAAAGGAAAUUAUAGUGGCCAUACAGCCACCUUACAUAAAGAUGUUUCAGAUCUAAGUACUUAUAGAUUUUUACGCCAGGUUUCGUCUGUAGAAGUGUCAAGAGGAGCUUGGAUUGGAUAUGAUGGCAGAGGUUAUAGAGGCAAGGCGACACUCUUCUUAAAAGGAGAUUUUGAAGAGGAUUCCAAUAGCAGUCCGUGUGAUGGCGGAUUCGCUAGUAAUGGUGGUAUAUCUGCAUUGCGUAAAAUCCAAAUCUUUCCUGUAGGAAAACUCAAGCUUUCCAAGCCAAUAUCGUAUGAUUUGGAAAACGCAAAAAUUACUAAGACACCCAUAAGUGUUUUUCAGUGGACUCAAACCAACAAUACUCGAGUUCAACAGAAUGUUAGCAGAACUGAGAUGCAUCAAAUAACAAAGGAUAACACCUACGAAUUCAGAUGGGAUUCUUCAUCAAAAAUGACUGCUUCUCUAGAGGUAACAGCUGGCAUCCCUCAGAUCGGAGUUGAAGCAAAAUUAGGCAUCAGCGUAGAAAAAAUGGUAAAUAUUGGGACUACUGAAAAACAAUCGGUAUCUGAAACCCAAAAUUGGACAGCUGAAUACCCAAGCGCAAUUCCAGCGGAAAGCACGAUAAAAUUAACAUCAACACUUACGGAAGGACAUUUCAUUGUUCCAUUCACAGCUGUUUUCACUCGAGGAGAUGAGGGUACUCAUAAAGAAAUAAAAACUGGCAAAUUCAUUGGAGUCCAGUUCUAUGGUUUUGAGACGAAAUUCGACCAGGUUGUUCAUCCCCACCAAGUUUUACAUGAACUUGGAAAAGGGAAUUAAUCCUCCAUCACUGAAUUAUUAACUGAAUCACCUGAUAAUUUAGUGUGAACAAUAGUAUAUAUUUACUUUUACAUUAUAUUGUGAAUUCAUUAUCAUUCGUGGGAUACACAUUUUCGUGGGUAUAGGUUUAUUAAAAAAGAACACAUUUGCUAUGGCUUAUUUGCUGAAUUGAUGAAAACUUGGUAAACAAAUAUCCACGAAUUUUGUUUUCCUGCAUCCACGAAAAUUGGCACUCACAAAAAUUAAAGAAUCCAGAGUAUUUUUACUAUCAUUUGUUAAAUAAUAAAUAACUAAUAAAUUGAAAUUACUUCA